This is a messenger RNA of Rotaria sp. Silwood2, 1491 nucleotides long. The record is from the annotation of a GenBank genome assembly. Lineage: Eukaryota; Metazoa; Rotifera; Eurotatoria; Philodinida; Philodinidae.
AUGCCUUACAAGUCGAAACGACAAUCUCAAUCACUGAAUGCAGUUAAAGGACGUUGGUUAAAUGGAUUUCGUCUAUCGAGCGAUGAUAGCAGUUAUUCCAUGGAAAGUACUGAUGAAGAUGAAACAGCAGCAAAUUUUAAUUUAAAAGACAUGAUUCAGAUAAGCGAUAUCGCUGAUUUAUUUGAAUUUUGCAAAAAGGACUGUAACAUAAGAUAUUUAAGUGUUCUUUUCUAUUUAACUUUACGCCGGUUCAACAUUUCUUAUGAAGAAACACAUAUGUUUCUUAAGUCUGUUGGAGGUUUAACAGGUGAAGUUGCACAUAAAUGGGCGAAUGUUUUCAUGAAUGGGAAUUUUGAUGAAUUUAUUAAUGAUGGAAGAGGUGGUAAACAAGAAAAUUGUUUUUAUGAUGUUUAUCCAGAAAUCGAAGUUGAAGGAAGAGCGUUUGCAGUAAUUCAAUGUACCCAGAAAGCUGCCAGUUUUACAGCAUAUGAUUUAGCACAUUUUAUAGAUAAACGUUUUUAUGAAAUUAAUGAUAUUAAUAAGAGUAAUUCUGAUCUGGUACGAUCUGUGGAGAGCUGCAGGCUGGACUUACGAAACUGGGGGGCACGCUUUGAAACCAACACGAAUCGUCCUUAUUUUGAAGGUCACGAUCGCCAAGACGUGGUCACACACCGUCAUGGAUUCAUUCAUCAUUUUUUAACCAAUAAAGAUAACUAUUACAGCAUUAGUCCAGAUGAAGAUCCUCAUUUUCAAGUACCGAAAUCCUUUGCAAAAACCAUUCUCAUCUGCCAUGACGAAUCCACUUUUCGUAGUGGAGAUGUUCGUGCUAAGCGUUGGUUGCUUGACACUUCAGCUCCGUUUUUCAAUAAAGGUCGUGGUAGAAGUGUUAUGAUAUCGGACUUUCUUGUCCAACAUCCAUCAGGACCUUAUUUUCAUUUGAAUGAGAUAGAAUGGAUGAAUGCCAUUAAAAAAUAUCCAGACUUGUUAUAUGAUACUGAUCUACGCUAUGAAAAGUACUCCGCUACCAUUACUGCUCACUUGGGCAUUGAUGCUUAUUUUGACAAUAACAUAAUAUUAUUACAAUUUGAACGUUUAUUCAAGUUAUUAGAAUUUAAAGAAGAGUACCGAAAUCAUAAAAUUGAAGUUUUAGUAGAUAAUGCGCGUACGCACACUGCUAAAGAAUAUAACAUCAAUGAUUUCGGAAAAGGUACUGGUACUAGAUGUCCAGUAUCUUCAAUUGAAUACAAAGAUGAAAUGAAUAACAUCAGAACACUCGAUUGCUAUUUUCAAUCAGGACCUGAUAAAGGUAAAAGCAAAGGUUUAUUGGCUAUUGCUCUCGAGCUUGGCGUCAAAGUAUCGCCGAAUUGUAAAUUAGAUGAACUGAAAGCUGUAUUGUCAGCUCAUAAAGCCUUUCAAAAUGUAGGUCUUCAACGUUAUACUUCACUCAACAAAUGCAGCUCUCUUUCCUAUUCUUUCAGAUUUCCAAAUUAG